Molecule: messenger RNA, 7374 nt
Organism: Salvelinus namaycush (lake trout)
Lineage: Eukaryota; Metazoa; Chordata; Actinopteri; Salmoniformes; Salmonidae
Product: trinucleotide repeat-containing gene 6B protein-like
Exons: 21
Coding region: 311-6169 (1952 amino acids)
Biological process (GO): miRNA-mediated post-transcriptional gene silencing; positive regulation of nuclear-transcribed mRNA poly(A) tail shortening
Cellular component (GO): P-body; nucleoplasm
Molecular function (GO): nucleic acid binding
Source: RefSeq, a predicted model, not a curated record
CAAGCUUGCACAGAGAAGCAAAAUGGCCGAUAGUAAACUAACCGACCUCACAGCGCUUUGCAACCACCAAGAGGUUAUACAUGUGUAGUUUACAGCGAAAACUACAUUCGUACGAAAGGAUAUACCUUAACUGAAUUUCUCGAUUGUCAACAUUUCGUCUUUUGGUGAUGUUAUUUCUUAUUUGGUUUAGCCUUGAACUACCGUUAGAUUGCUAAACUAGCUUUAGCUAACUAGGUCUGCAAGAAUUUCACAAAGUACUUUAUGUUUGUGAUUCCUGAGAUAGGAGAAUCAGGAAAGGGAACAGCAGUUCAUGGAAGACAAGAAAAAGAAGAAAGAGGAUAAAAAGAAAAGGGAAUCUUCCCAGAAGGUGACUGAACAAAAAGUCAAAGUGCCAGAAUUAACCAAGGCCACCUCCACGCAGUCACUAGCCACUCCUGGCUCUGUGUCUCCCAGCCCUGGCCCCACUCCACCAUCGUCCCCCUGCCCUGCAGCUGGGUUCGCUGUUCCUCCGGGCGGGAACAAUGCAAACCGGGCGGCUGUGGCCAACGGACAGCCCCCCACCGGAACUCAGCGCUAUAUGCCCAGAGAGGUGCCCCCACGAUUCCGCUGCCAGCAGGACCACAAAGUGCUUCUGAAGAGGGGCCAGCCACCACUGUCCUGCAUGCUGCUGGGGGGAGGCAGCGGUAGGGGAGACACACCCCCUCUUUCACAGGGAGAUGCCCCCAAUGCAACCACAUCUGGAUCCACAGAUCCCAAUCUGGGUUCACCUUCUCCUUCACCCCCUCACUCCUCACCAUCAUCUUCAGUCGCUGCUUCUUCAACUUAUGCAAAUUCCACAUGGGGGGUGGGCUCUGGCAGCCAGCCCCCAUCUCAGGGCUGGGAGAAUGUGAUAGUGGAUGGGAGUGACCUUGAAGAGUGGCCCAGCAUCGCGGGUGGGGAUAGAGUGGGUACCGAGGGGGCAGAGCUGGAUGGCCCCAACAAUAGCAGUGCCUCACGGACUGACAAAUGCACCCAACAGCAUCUGAGGGCAGGAGCUGGGAGUUCAGACAGUCCCUCCCCACCCUACUCUUCCCCCUCGUCACUCACUGAAUGUGUCCUGUCUGGUGUCGUGUGGGGCUCUUCCAGUCAGCCUGGAAUUGGAGUGGCCGCUGCAGCAACAACAGAGGGGCUAGUGCUCAACAAUUCCAAAGUCUCCUUUCUUCCUGGGGCUCAGGAGAGCCCUCUUAGUGGAAUUCCUGGUGCCAACUUCAACCCUAAUGCCAACCCUUCAGCCUGGCCUGCCCUUGUGCAGGAUGGAACGACAGGGGUUGGUGCAGCUACCACUGAAGCUGUGCCCUCAUCCAUCACAACAUCCUUCUCUGCCAGUACCACCCAUACUCAUCCACUCUCCUCUGUGAAUCAAGCUAGCCAUCAGCACCAACUCCAUGAAAUGCCUGCCAGGGAUGGAGCACAUCUCCAUGGGGACUGGGGGGGCUUGGGGCCGGAGCUUGGAGAAGGACCAAAUCAAGGAGGCAGAGAACUUGUAGACAGUGGGGUUGUUGGAGGGAGCGGGAAUCUCUCUGCCUCGUCAUCCUCCUCCACAACCUCUUCCUCUUCAUGGAGAGCCUUGCUCCCCCCCCCUAACCUCAACACAGGUGCCUCUAAGACUGACGGGUGGGACAGAUUAGGGGGAGAUGCAGCUCAGGGGGAGGAGGCCAACGUGUGGGGCUUCGGCAGCCAAGGUGAGAAAGCUGGUUUGGCAGGAGAUGAGGCAUGGGUCAGGGGAAAUGAUGUUAGCUCAAAUACCCCAGUGGUAUCUCAGGGAGCAUGGGAUGGGGCUACAGAGGAGGGUUGGGGCGGUACACAGGGGUCGACAGGUGUCAGGGGUUCCAGCAACCCAGCAAUAGGAAGUAGCGGUGGAGGCGAGAGCAGCAGCAGCAGCGGAGGUGGUGGUGAUGGUGGCAUAUCCCAGGAUUCUGUCUCACCAACAUUUGCUACUAUGACAACAGCUUGGGACAAUCAGAAAGGGGUUGAUGCUGUGGGGGAAUGGGCAGGUCAAGGCAGAGUAAGUGGAGGCCCCUCAUGCUCUAGUGGAGGAGGGUCCAGGGCUGGGAGUCACAAUCGGCACCAGGAGCAAUCCCGCCACCGCUCCAGCAACCCACCCCCCAACCCUGAAGUGGCCUUAAAGAGCAUGCUCAGCCGGUCGGACCUGGAUCCCAGGGUGCUGUCCAACACCGGAUGGGGGCAGACCCAGGUACAGCAGAAUGUGGCCUGGGACCUGGAUACAGGAGCAGCCAGUCAAAAUGAGGGAAGCAGUUCCCCUGCAUUUCCAUCUCAAGCCGUUAAUUCUACUGGUCGGCCUUCUGCUUACCCCGCAAGCAACAGCACAAUGACUACUGAUCGAUCUGCGGGGGCCCACAUGCCUACUAUGAACACUGGCCCUGUACCUUCAAAGGGUGGCUGGGAUGACGAGUCAAAUUGUGCUCCACCAUCCAACAUGCGGAAUUCUGCUUCCUCCAGGACGCCAGUGGAAGAUAUUGAUGGCAGCCGGGGAAAGACGAGUGGAGCCUGGGGCGACGUCGGUACUUCAGAGAGCCAUGGCAAAGGCUGGGGCAGUGAGGAGCAGGAGGGGAGAGACCGCAGAGGGGGCGGAGGAAGUAACUGGAGAGAUUUCGGAGAACAGGGUGGUGGAAGAGGGAGUGGCUGGGGAGGUGGUCAGGAGGAGAAGGGGACUGCAGGGGGUUGGAAAGAGAUGGGUAGGGAGGGAGGUGGAUGGGAACAAAGAGGAGGAGGCAACUGGGCGCAGCGUGAACCCAAGACAGUCAGUGGAGGCUGGGGGGAAGGGAGGGGCAGAGGUGGAGGCAACACAGACAAGGGAUCUUGGGGUAACAUCGAUGAGGGAGGCCCACAGAGGAGUUGGGGAAGUGGAGGUGACAUGGGUGGCAAACCGCACCAGGACUGGUGCAUGAAGCCGCAUUCAGCACAGAUACCAAACAGCCAAGUGGCAACACUGAAAGCCCCAAAUCAACAGCAACACCAAUCACAGACCCAACAGCCACCAGGAGGCUUGGGCAGGUCAGGAGGUCCUCCCACCCAGAAUCAGAACCAAAGCUCGGGCUGGACUGCUGGCCCCAUCCCUCAGACCCCCGUUGGGCCUGCUGAGGCCCCUGAACCAAGCGGGUGGGAGGGGCCCUCCCCUCAGUCCAUCAGCCGCAAGAUGGAGAUUGACGAUGGCACUUCAGCCUGGGGAGAUCCCACCUGCUACAACAGCAAGAAUGUGAACCUGUGGGACAAAAAUAGUGCCCCCUCUGGUCCGCCACCGCCACUUCAAGGCCAAACUCAACAGGGUCCACCUACAUCCGUACAACAGCCACCACCAAGGAGACAGCCUGCGAUCCCAGCUAACCGGGACUCUAACCCUGGCAAUGCACCUGGAAUGGGCCCAGUUAUGUGGGGAGGGGGUGGCAACCUCGUUGGACAAUCUGUGGAUAAUGGCACCGCUUCCUGGGGGCAGACUUCUGAUGCACCAUCUGGCUGGGGAGACCCAGAUAACUCAAGCAAAACUGCUGGUUGGGGAAACCCCUCAUCUAAAUCUGGUUCAAAGUCAGUGCAAGAGAGCUGGGGCAAAGGAGAGGGCCCAGUUCCAGCCUCUCGACACUCCAGUUGGGAUGAGGAGGAGGACGUUGGUGGAGUUUGGAACAGCACAGGCUCACAGACCAGCAGCAACUAUAACUCUGGUGGCUGGGUGCAAGGCCCCGGGGGAAAGAGAGGCAACAGCAAGGGUGGAGGUGGAGACAACUGGAUGAACCCAAUGACACGACAAUUCCAAAAUAUGGGACUCAUGGGCGAGGACUUGAGUCUAGAUAAAAAGUUGGAAGGAGAUAAGAGAGGGAUGAACGACUACAGCGGUGAAAUGCGGAGAGGAGGAAGAGGUGGAGGAGGCUACCGUAUGCCCAGUUCCAAAGACAUGGGGCCUGGAGACAUGGGGCCGUACAGUGACAAGAUGGGUGGUCAUGGUUUAUUUGGUGGCAGCGGUGGGAUGCCUCUGUCUCGGGGAAUGCACCAGCCUGGGAUGCAUCCCAUGAACCCCUCCCAAGGGUUACGCGGACAAGUCCCUCAUCAAUUCUUGUCUGCGCAGGUGCCGGGCCCCAUGCUAAAGCAGAUACCCUCUCCUGGCAGCAGUGUCGGAGGAGUAGGUGUCGGAGGAGUAGGUGUCGGAGGAGUAGGUGUCGGAGGAGUAGGUGUCGGAGGAGUAGGUGUCGGAGGAGUAGGUGUCGGGGGAGGGGUGUUCCCACCUCAGCUCUCCCCACAGCAACUUGCAGUGCUUAGUAACAUUUACCCCCAUGUGCAGCAGUUCCACCUGGCUUGUCAGCUCCUUCUGCAGCAACAGCAGCAGCAGCUCCUGCAGAACCAGAGGAAGUUGCCCCAGCCAAUACGCCAGCAGCCUGAUCCACAGCAGCUGGCUAGAAUCAUGGCUAUUCUGCAACAACAGAGACAGCAACAACAGGGAGUGGUAGGUGGAGGCAGUGGGAGCUCCAAACUGUCCCCAUCUCUUGGAGGGGCACCAAAACAGCCGAUGGCAGACUCGAUGCCCCACCCUGGUAUGGGUGGCCCCUUGUCAGAUCUUCAUGCCAAAACACAGGGGAUGUACUCUGGGCUUGCUCCCGGAGGCAACCUGUCUGGGCUGGAGCUGGGCUCCAUGGUGGAGGGGGUGAAGGAUGGAGGAGGGCAGCAGUCCCGCUUCAAAUGGAUGAUGGAGGGUCACUCUCCGGCCCCUUCUCCCCCCGAUACAGCCCAUCACAAGAAUGGUCCUUUACCCAUGGCCAUGAACGUUCGAGAGGGCUCCCCAUAUUCACAGUAUGAGUUGCUCGGGGUUGAUGAUUUGGUAAUGCCCCCUCAGGGCCCUUCUGACAACUGGCACCGUACCCCUGGAAGCAAGAUGGGCACCAUGACUGGGACAUCCAGCUGGCCCCCAGAGUUCCAGCCUGGAGUGCCCUGGAAAGGCAUCCAGAAUGCCGACCCGGAGUCUGACCCUUACAUGACCCCUGGCAGUGUUCUGGGCUCCCAUGGACCCUCCAGCCUCAGUGACUCUGACCACCAGCUACUGCGAGACAACACAGGGCCAAACCCCUCCCUCAACACCUUGCUGCCUUCACCAGGUGCCUGGCCCUACAGUGCCUCAGACAACCCCCUUGGCAAUACACACAGCACAGCAAAGUACUCGGAGUACAAACCCAGCUGGCCCCCAGAGCCCAUCGGACACAAUAAGCCGUGGAAGACCAGUCGUGUCAGUUCCCAGCUGCCACGCCCCCCUCCUGGACUGACCAGUCAGAAACAGGCCUCGACAUCCCCAUGGGGCAGCGGAGCCCCACGUUUGGCCCGGGGCUGGGGAGAGGGCGGGGACAGUCAGGAUUCAAGAUUUGGGACAGGCUCAGCGUGGAGUGAUGGUGUGGCCUCCAGAGGCAGCUGCUGGCUACUGCUCAGCAACCUCACCCCUCAGAUCGACGGUUCCACACUACGGACUAUCUGUAUGCAGCACGGCCCCCUGCUGACCUUUCACCUCGGCCUGACCCAGGGCAGCGCCCUGAUUCGCUACAGCACACGUCAGGAAGCAGCCAAGGCUCAGGGUGCACUGCACAUGUGUGUUCUGGGAAACACCACAAUCCUGGCGGAGUUUGUGAGUGAGGAGGAAGUGGCUCGCUAUUUUGCACAUUCCCAGGUUGGAGGUGCGGAGGGGGCCAGCCCAGUGGCAGGGGCAGCCCAGGGCUCGUCAGGAACACGCACAGCGGUGGGCAACAGCAGAGGGGGCUCCCCGGGCAGUGAACAAGCAGCAAUAGGAGCAGGAAACAAUUUGGGUGGAAACAGCGGGGGAGGAGGGGUUCUGGGUAGUGUGGGGCCUUCCGGCUGGCAAAGUUUGGCUGGUACGGGCAGCUCUCCAGAGGCCACCUCAGCCCAAGGUCCUGGGCUUGGUAUUUUUGCUCAGUGGAGCGCCAACGGGGCUGUGAAAGGGGUAGGGGGUGGGGUGGGACGGGUAGAGGCAGGGAGGUCUGGGCUCUGGGGUGGUGUGACCCCAGGUUACUCCAGCAGCAGCUUGUGGGGUGCACCCCAAAUGGAGGACAGGCACCAAAUGGGCAGCCCAGCUGCCCUGUUGCCUGGUGACCUGCUGGGAGGAGGGGCUGACUCCAUCUGACACACCUUCACAUAAGUAUAUAUUUAGACACAUGACAUACACUGGGAAACACACAAAUACAUAUAUAAAUUACUAAAUAUAACCAUGUAAACACACAAGCAGAAAUGUGAGACAUGCUUACACACAUUCUCAUGGCCAGACUUAAGCUAUUAUAUAAACAAAUGCAGGGACUGUUAGAUGUUUAAGGCCUUUUAACACAGAUGAAGAUUUCAACUGCUAGACUUGAACCUGAAAUUAAAGUAUGUUGGUCUGAGAGACUGGCUGGAUUGCAUUGUGCUUAGUAGGUGAUUUGAUGACGGACUUACAUACACAUGCACACACCAAAUACAAACUAGCCUUUCGGACAGAUGGGCACUGUAACAGCAUUACUCGCGUCAUAUAGGAAAACUACGUGAUGCAGGACAACCUGCAGUUUCCAUUCGUCCCUUAUGGAGACUGAAUCAAAACACGUGGAAACACUGCUCUGAUUGAUGACAGAACUGUAUCUUAUUGUGUAUGUUAGUUUCUGUUUUGUAUGGUUGUUUUUAUUUUGAACAGUGGAAUACUGAAAUGUAAUUGUUCCUUUCAAAUGCUGACCUCCUACUGUUUUCUCUCAAUCACGUUUGUUACUGUUACUAUGAUAAUUGUUGAAACUCUGGCAGUAUGAGGCAACAUUGCAUUUCUGAGUGAUACUGUGUGUGGAAUACUCAGUGUGUGUAUGAAUGAGACCAAGUGAUAAACCCCUGUGUGUGUGAAUGUGAGGAUAAUGUAGUGUGCAUGUUACUGCCUGUCAUGAUUAGUGUGUGAGGCUGCUUACAGAAGGUCUAAAAAUAUGUUUUGAGUGCAUUCGGUAUAUUGCUGACUGUGUGUGUUCAAGAACAUUGGCACUAAUGCUUAGUUUUAUUUUCUCAUUUUAAUAUUAUUUUUGCAGACUCUUUUUUAUUGUCCGAACUGCAAUAAUACAUUUUUUAAUUUUAAUUACAAAGAGCUGAAGGCAUAUGUAUUGAAAAAAGGACAUGCCAAAUCUUAUCAAACUGUGGAGUGGUGGGGGGUUGUUUACAAGACACAGAAAGAGUUAGCGUGCGUUUAUAUGUUUUGUGUAUCGUUUUAAAUUAAGACAGGCUUUAACACUCCUGUUCAGUGUUUCGUUUUGAGAUUUUACAAAGAAAUUUAUUUAAACAAAAAGAGAACAAGAUUAAUAAUAAAGAUGAAAGUAUUGGCUUCUA